CCGAGAAUCUCCAGCGUAGCUCAACUUCUCUUCGCAUUAAAAGGUGGAAACGUAAUGACUGUGGCUCCCACCGUCGUCUGCCUCUGCAGCUCAUGCGUUGCGGAUCUUUAAUGUCGAUUCUCAGAUGGUUGGAUAUAAAGACCUAAUGGCGUUUCCUUCGUACACCUGCAGCAUUGGGAAGUUGAUUGAAAUUCCACUCAUCGCCGCGGACGACUAGGUAGUCAGCCAACACCAGAGGGGAAGUACAAUCAUUUUUUUUCCACACCUAUUUUGGAUCUGUUUUGUUUUUGUUUUUUGUUUCUUUGUUUUGUUUUUUUUUCCUCACACAGCGGCACGAGCGGUCACUUAACUCAGAUGACCGGGAAAGGAUAAAUACAAAUAUGUUUACAUCCCACACAUUUCUGGAUAUUUCUUCGCUCAAGUCGUCUUCAGAACAUCGAGGCAGGAUCAUGACGAGAGAUCCUUUCUAGGUGCUUUUUUUCUUCCUUUAUUAAAUCAGGAUGGAUUAUUUCUUCUAUUUGGAGUAAGUGGUUUUCUUUCUUUUGAUUGGGAUUGGGACCCCCCCCCCCUCCGUUCAGCAUCACAGAGGCGCUCGGAGCUCGUUUUGCCUCGAUUCCAACAAAGUGGAACCAGACGCUUCAACACGGACUGCCACAGCGAAGGAUGGGCCCUCUCUUCCCUGCUGCCUGCAUCGUACUGCUGGCUGUGAACACCGCUGUGUCGCAGGCCGAGGACUACGCUGCGGACGAGGCCGAGGCUGACCGGGCAGCCAGCAACGACGUGCUCUUUGAUGACUACAGGGGCAAGGGCUGCGUGGACGACAGCGGCUUCGUCUACAAGCUUGGCGAGCGCUUCUUCCCAGGCCACUCAAACUGCCCGUGUGUGUGCACGGAGGACGGGCCAGUGUGCGAACAGCCCGAGUGCCCCAAAAUACACCCUAAGUGCACCAAGGUGGAGCACAAUGGCUGCUGCCCAGAGUGCAAGGAGGUUAAGAACUUUUGCGAGUACAGAGGGAAGACGUAUAAAAUCCUGGAGGAGUUCAAGGGUUCCCCAGCAGCCGAGGAAGGGAGCCACUCUACCGCCGCGGCCCUAGCCCCCGCCCCUGCCCAGCUGCAAGCAAGCACCAGGAGCUAUAGGCCCUCUCCCUGUGAGUGGUGUCGCUGUGAACCCAACAGCGAGGUGCACUGUGUGGUGGCUGACUGUGCAGUCCCAGAGUGCGUCAACCCGGUGUACGAGCCAGAGCAGUGCUGCCCCAUAUGUAAAAACGGUCCAAAUUGUUACGCCGGAACGACGAUCAUUCCAGCCGGCAUUGAAGUGAAGGUGGACGACUGCACCAUCUGCCGCUGCCACAACGGAGACUGGUGGAAGCCUGCACAGUGCCUGCGGCGGGAGUGCCUCAACGGCCAGACGUCAUCAUAGAAACCCCCUCUGGAAUGGAGAGGAGGUGCAUGCGAGCGACGGCGCCGUCCACCACCCGGGUGACCCAUCUUGGGACUGGCAGGAGCACAAUAUGUUUGGCAAACUGAGGCUGCUGAGAAACACUGAGAAACACAAACACACUUUAAACCCUGGCAGUGUCGGAGGGAACGUCUGAAGGCACUGUUUGUUUCUAUAGUGGUUUCAUCCUAGUUUUACUUCUUGCUUAUGCUGCUCAAACACAAAAGUUUCUAGACUUCGCGACUCAGUGAGAGCUGCUGAUAAGCUGUUUGUUGAAGGCCGCAUCAUCUAUUUAUUGCUGCUGGUUUACGGACACGUUCAAAACGAUGGAAGCUCCUCAGUUAGGAUUAGCUCACGCUAUUGCACCCAGUCGAUAGCUACAAGAAGGGAUGCUUUUUUUUUUCCUUCAGCCUCAGUUGAAGAGCUUUGGUGGGCUCCUUACAGCGACAGUAGGCCUGCUGCCUAGCACAGUACAGCUCAUAUAGAGCAACAUCAUCUCCAAAUAUGAAUACAGCUCUACUCUGACGCUCCUGCAUUUGUUAUCCUGGAUUUCAUUUAUAUUUAGUGGUGUAUUUUUUCCCUCUUUGGUGCUGGAGUUUGUUGGAGCACUAUAAUGAUGAUAAAGGCUUUAAUCAAGAAUAAUGGAAUUGGUAUUAAGCUUCUUUAUUAAGUACUGUUGAUUUAGAUUUUGUCAUUUGAUAGAGGCCAGGUCAAAAGUUCAAGGGAAAUAGGUGGAAGGCCUUCUUAAGGCAAAAAGACCGAUAUAGGGCUGGCCUGAACAGCUUUGAAUACUUGUUGAUAUUUACAAAUACCUGAGAGCAUUUCUCAAAAAUCACCCUUAAAAGAGAGAGAAAGAGAGAGAAAGAGAGAGAAAGAGAGAGAGAGA
Pygocentrus nattereri (red-bellied piranha) is the source of this 2323-nucleotide messenger RNA. RefSeq names its product von Willebrand factor C domain containing 2 like (gene vwc2l). Bases 664 to 1419 code for a protein of 251 amino acids. Gene Ontology annotation, molecular function: protein binding. The transcript is spliced from 5 exons. Gene Ontology annotation, cellular component: AMPA glutamate receptor complex. NCBI's taxonomy places the organism in Eukaryota, Metazoa, Chordata, Actinopteri, Characiformes, Serrasalmidae. Gene Ontology annotation, biological process: negative regulation of BMP signaling pathway. The record is from RefSeq and is a predicted model, not a curated record.